AUGAAUCGAACUCUUUCUUCUACAAGUCUUGCAAGAGACAGGUAUUCUGGGUCUAACAUCUACGCCUUCUUUGAUUCCAGGUGCUCACUCAAGGAAGUCAUCCAAGUAGUUGUUAGCCACGAAAAGAAACCGUUUUCUGUCCACAAAGAGCUCAUUUUCGCCUAUUCGGACUUCUUCAAAUACGCCUGCAGAGAGCCUUGGAAAGAGUCGGGCGGUGUGGUCGAGCUCCAUGACACAGAAUCUGGCCUUUUCGACAUAUACCUACGAUGGCUCUAUUGGCCCAAUUCCUUGGAUCGUAUUGAAAAUCCUGGUUGCACCACCACUCUGGACGGAGCCAGACGCGUAGACGUCUACAAGCCGCUGUUCGAUCUAUACGCGCUUGGACACAUGCUCCAAGACUACCAUUUCAGAAACAACGUCUUGAAUAAAAUCGUCAUGGUCGCACGGACCACCGGUCAAUAUCCAAACCGCUUCGCGGCUUUCGUACAUGACAUGCUCCCUCCCGCAUCGCCGCUUUGGCGACUGUACGUCGAUUUCUGGACUGGUCAAUCAGAUGCGCGGUGGCUGAAAACCACAAAUCCGGCUGACGACUGCAACUCCCUGGCUACACCAAUGGAAUUCUUCCGUGACAUACUCCGGAGACAGAAGCUUGGCGGCAGCGAAAAGCACCCGUGGGAGGAGGACAUCUGCCAGUACCAUGACCACCCCAGAGGUACUCUCAGAUGUGCCGAUAUAGGCAAACGUGCAGCUAUGGACGUGGAAGUGGAAGGGGAUGAACACUAUUCUGCUGACACAGAAACCACCAUUGGCGCUCCAAGAGACCUGACGAGUGGGCUGGAUGAUGUAGAGUAA
Diplodia corticola is the source of this 852-nucleotide messenger RNA. RefSeq names its product kelch-like protein 8. The coding region runs from base 1 to 852 and encodes 283 amino acids. Lineage: Eukaryota; Fungi; Ascomycota; Dothideomycetes; Botryosphaeriales; Botryosphaeriaceae. The record is from RefSeq and is a predicted model, not a curated record. The transcript has 2 exons. Gene Ontology annotation, molecular function: protein binding.